AUGAACAUUGCCAUAGAUGUAGGGAGCGCACUAGAUUAUCUUCAUCAUGGUUGCCAAAAGCCAAUCAUUCAUUGUGAUCUAAAGCCGGGCAAUGAUCUCCUGGAUAAUGAUAUGGUUGCUCACAUUGGAGAUUUUGGGCUAGCAAAGUUGCUCUCUCAACUCACAAAUCCAAUUCAAAGCAGCUCAGUCGGAGUGAGAGGCACAGUUGGCUAUGCAGCACCAGAAUAUGGAUUAGGCAGGGAGCCAUCAACAAGUGGAGAUGUUUAUAGCUAUGGGAUCCUGCUACUAGAGAUGGUGUCAGCCAAAAAACCCACGAAUGAUAUCUUUGUGGAAGGUCUAAGCCUUCACAAUUUUGUAAGGAUGGCAUUGCCUGAUCGAAUAUUGGAGAUUGUAGAUCCUAUUCUCUUGCAAGAAGAAGAAGAGGCGAGAUUAAAUAGCAAUCAAGGUCCAACACAAGCAAGAAAUGAAAGCAAAUUUGAAUGCUUAAGUUCUAUGAUCAAUGUUUGA
Molecule: messenger RNA, 507 nt
Organism: Hevea brasiliensis (rubber tree)
Lineage: Eukaryota; Viridiplantae; Streptophyta; Magnoliopsida; Malpighiales; Euphorbiaceae
Product: probable LRR receptor-like serine/threonine-protein kinase At3g47570
Exons: 2
Coding region: 1-507 (168 amino acids)
Biological process (GO): protein phosphorylation
Molecular function (GO): protein kinase activity; ATP binding
Source: RefSeq, a predicted model, not a curated record